GCCGGACCCUUAUUUACCGAAGUCCCAAAAUGGCCGCCCUUCGAAUUUUCGCACGCGUCAACCUCAACGCGAUUCUGAGCUCCGGUCGUUCGUUGAACCAUGCCGCGACGAGGUCUCGCGCGAUCGCGCCCGUUGUCGCUCAGACUCAACACAGGUGGAGCAGCUAUAAAUCAUCUCCUAUAUAUACAAAACCUGAGGAUUACACAAAUUAUGAGAUAACUAAAGAUCCAAAUGAAUGGAAAUAUGUAGAACGUUUACUGCCAUACAAAACGAUACCUAAACCACCCACUGGAAAUAUUGAGUUGCCAUCUGGUUGGAAACCACAACUUGCUUCACCAACAGAUUAUCCAUAUUUUAUAAAUCGUUCAAGAAAUUACAUGUUUCCUGUGUAUCUGAAAAUAACGCACAGAGGAAUGAGAAAGAUUACAGUUGUUAACAAAAUUGAAGGAAACAUCUGGACAUUAGAGCAUGAUCUAAGAACUUAUUUAGAGAACUAUGGAGAAUUCAAACGUAUUAUCGGUACUCAGAUACACGAGUUUGCGGGUAUAAUUAAAUUUAAAGGAGACUAUGUGUCCCGUAUUAAGGAAUGGUUGCAAAUGAAAGGGUUCUAAGAGCCCUUACGUUUAAUAAUAAAUUGUUAUUUACUGUAAAUAUAGAAAAAAUAAUGAAUCUUUGUUGCUAAAUAUAUAUCACUGUACCUUUUAUAUA
Molecule: messenger RNA, 708 nt
Organism: Odontomachus brunneus
Lineage: Eukaryota; Metazoa; Arthropoda; Insecta; Hymenoptera; Formicidae
Gene: mRpL49
Product: probable 39S ribosomal protein L49, mitochondrial
Exons: 3
Coding region: 30-611 (193 amino acids)
Biological process (GO): translation
Cellular component (GO): mitochondrial large ribosomal subunit; ribosome
Molecular function (GO): structural constituent of ribosome
Source: RefSeq, a predicted model, not a curated record